Molecule: messenger RNA, 1359 nt
Organism: Suillus clintonianus
Lineage: Eukaryota; Fungi; Basidiomycota; Agaricomycetes; Boletales; Suillaceae
Product: Alpha/Beta hydrolase protein
Exons: 8
Coding region: 102-1310 (402 amino acids)
Biological process (GO): epoxide metabolic process
Molecular function (GO): epoxide hydrolase activity
Source: RefSeq, a predicted model, not a curated record
AUUUCGGAUUGAUCCAGUGGGAAACAUCCUCAACUUCCUUAUGCAGCACCUCCUAUUAAACCACAGGAUGCACCCGGUUUCUCACUUGCACUUUGACCACCAUGGCGUCUGAAACUCCCUUCCAAAUCAAUGUCCCCGACGAGAAACUCACCACCCUCCGCGCUAAACUUGAACUUGCCACUUUUCCGGAUGAACUGGAGGACGCAGGGUGGAAGUAUGGCCCACCUGCGGCGGAUAUCAAGCGGCUCACUGAGAGGUGGAGAAACGACUACGACUGGCGCAAACAUGAAAAGGAAAUAAAUGAAGAGCUACCGAUGUUUACCCGCGAUAUUGACGUGGAUGGUUUCGGAGCGUUGAACAUUCACUAUGUUCACAAAAAGAGCGAAACUGUUGACGCCAUUCCGCUGUUGUUUUGCCAUGGAUGGCCUGGAAGCUUCUUGGAAGUCAGGAAGAUUUUGUCCCUCCUGACUGCAUCGGCCCCUGAACAUCCCAGCUUCCAUGUUGUAGCUCUUAGCUUGCCCGGUUUUGGCUUUUCGGAGGCUCCUCGCACACAAGGAUUUGCUAUCAAUCAAUAUGCUGAGGUAGCUCACAAACUCAUGCUCGCUCUCGGAUACAGCGAGUAUGUUACCCAGGGAGGUGACUGGGGUGGCCUCAUCACUCGAAGAAUGGCCUCUGUGUAUGGUGGGAGGCAUAUUAAGGCGUGGCACACUAACUUUCCAGUCACCGAACCACCAAGCUGGAAAUCGCCCCUGUCUUUCUUGUCGUUCUUGCUAACCCCUUGGUCUGCCGAGGAAAAGGCAGGUAUCGAGCGCACCACGUGGUUCCGCCACAAAGGACAAGGCUACUUCCAUCAACAGAGCACACAGCCGCAGACACUCGGUUACAGUCUCGCCGAUAGCCCUGUUGGUCUGCUUGCUUGGAUUUACGAGAAACUUGUUCUUUGGACCGACAAUUACAAUUGGUCUGAUGACGAAGUGUUGACGUGGAUCUCCAUAUACUGGUUCUCCCGUGCCGGGCCCGCUGCCUCCCUUCGCAUUUACUUUGAAUUGCGUGGCGAUUGUGAGGACUUAGGCCGACUCGGAAGCCCCAUUAUCCCUAUGGGAGCGUCGUUUUUCCCGAGGGAGCUCAUAGUUUUGCCCGCAGCGUGGCUGCGCAAAUUGAACAACGUUGUUUUCGAGUCCCAUCACAAGACAGGAGGUCAUUUUGCUUCCGUUGAAAUGCCCGAAGAACUUGUCCGGGAUGUACAAAACAUGUUCACGAAGGGAAGCCCUGCGUUCGCAAUUGUCCCUGGAAGAAGUGGAUAUGCUUGAACAAGCGGCAUGCGUAUGCGGAUGACGCACCGCGUUCGCCAUCUUUCAA